ACAGAGGCGUUCAUUCAAGUUACACAAAUGUAACUCCGCGCAUACGCAGUCUCUGAGCUCAGAGCGUGACACUUGUCGCGGGUCUUGGCUAUAUAAAUCCAAACUGCCGUCCUUUAUUUGAAGAACUCUUUAUACACAUAUCCUGAUCCAUCACUCGUGGAAGAGGAAGAGAGUUCUCAACAAAUACCUCAAAUCCAGGGACACAACGACUCAACUGAAGAUUUCGUUGAACCCCUGACAUGAAGCUCAAUUUACUCGUCACCACCGUGGUUCUGCUCAUUGCUUUCUUACCGCGCUAUGAGUGUAGGGCUAUCGAGAGCCCUAGCGCUGUCCAGCGCGCCACCGCUCCACAUCACGACGCGCAGCAACAGUCUCUUCCCCUCCUGACGCGACAAGGAGAGGAAUACUACAUCCGACUGGGCAACGGGAACCGCAACUCUGCUGCGCCCGCACCGAAAGGCAUGUACCCAGAGGGCUCCCCAGCGGUCUACAAUAGAGCCUUGCAGCUCCAGCUGACGCAGCGUCUUCUACAAGGCAAAGUUGGGAACAUCAGCCGAUUCGUCAGCGGCUUCGCGAACCAGCUCGACGACUCAAUGGAGAGGGGGAGGAGGUCCGAUGAUCCGCCGAUAUCUCUAGAUCUUACGUUCCACAUGCUCCGACAGAUGAUGGAGAUGUCCAGAGCUGAACAGUUACAGCAACAAGCCCAUAGCAACAGAAAAAUGAUGGAGAUCUUCGGGAAAUGAAAACUACAUCCAUCCAUCCGCCAAAGAUUCAUUUUUACAUUUAGCACAAAACACAAUAUUCUGUACCAUAGUGCUGCUUUUCCAUCUUUGUUUAUAAUUAUUUCUUUUAUAGCUUUAACUCCUGACGGUGGAGACUAAAUGGGCUUGUAGGCUACUUGUAAUUAUGAUUGUAGCCUAUAUCAUGCAAGAUAAAGUAUGUCCUAUGAAUUUGUAUUAUGCGAUUGUUGUUAAAGUUCUACGUCAAAACUGUAGAAUAUACACGAUUCUGUCUCUCUUUCUUUAAGAUAAGAACAUAUUUUUUGGUAGAUCUUAUAGGCUUAUGAAAUUAAGUUAUAUUGUAUGUUAUGUUAUUUAAGUUUGUUAAUAAACUUAUGAGCAACCAGUACAUUUUUGUUGUGCAAGAGAAUGUCUUAUACUUAUAUUUUUCAAUAAAAUCUGAAAAGUU
Salvelinus fontinalis (brook trout) is the source of this 1188-nucleotide messenger RNA. RefSeq names its product corticoliberin-like. Gene Ontology annotation, cellular component: extracellular region. Gene Ontology annotation, molecular function: hormone activity. Bases 240 to 743 code for a protein of 167 amino acids. The transcript has 2 exons. NCBI's taxonomy places the organism in Eukaryota, Metazoa, Chordata, Actinopteri, Salmoniformes, Salmonidae. The record is from RefSeq and is a predicted model, not a curated record.